Drosophila sechellia is the source of this 1133-nucleotide messenger RNA. RefSeq lists its product as uncharacterized. Bases 38 to 988 code for a protein of 316 amino acids. The transcript is spliced from 3 exons. Gene Ontology annotation, molecular function: carbohydrate binding. NCBI's taxonomy places the organism in Eukaryota, Metazoa, Arthropoda, Insecta, Diptera, Drosophilidae. The record is from RefSeq and is a predicted model, not a curated record.
CUCGUCGACUCAGUUGCAGUGGAGCCGUGGAGCCGCGAUGAACGUCUGGAAAGCAAAGGUCCUAACGGAAGUCCCCUUCGGACACGUCCUCAUCGUCAGUGGGCGCGUCAAGCCUCAUCCGAAUAAGGUUUCGCUGGACCUCACGGACAAUGUGAACGCGCAGAACGAGAGCGAAACGGUGUUCCUGAAGAUCGAGGCCAACUUCCGCGAGGGCCAGAUCAUCCGCAGCAUGUUCCAGCCGGGCGAGGGAUGGCAGCAGGAGGAGAUCUCGAAGAACUGGAAGUGCGACGGCCCGAAGAACCCGCUGCAGCCGGGCCAGAGCUUCACCUUCCGGGUGGCGGUGCUGCAGCGAUGCUUCGAGAUCUACGUGAACGACCAGCUGUACGGGUCCUUCGAGUUCGUCAAGUUCCCCAAGCAAAUCAACUACGUGCGCACCUACGGCGACUUCGAGAAGAUCACCCAGUUCCACCACCGCAUGCUCUUUCCGCUCGUCUUCCCCAGAACGCUCAUGUGCCCGGACAAGGUGGCCUUCCAGAGCGACGUGCCCAGGCGGUAUGAAACCGGUACGGUGGUGGCCAUGGAGUGCAUCGCCAAGGGCCCGCCGACCACGGAGUUCUCCAUCUGCUUCCAGUGCAACGACACCGGUAGGACGGUACUCCGGUUUCACGUGAACUUCGAUCGGACAACCGUGUCACGCAGCUACCAGCGCGAAGACAACAGCUUUGCCUUGAGCGACGAGGAGACCGAGGGCGAAUUCCCAUUUGUGCGCGGAAAGCUUUUCAAGAUCGCGUUUGGGCUCGGGGAUCGGGCUUUCCUGAUCGCCGUCAACGGGCAGUACUUCACCUACUACAACUUUCCGGGACGCCCCUUCUCCAUAUCCACUCUGAAGUGCUUCACUAACGAAGUGGGCGACUUCGCCGUGCGGAGCAUGGAGUAUCACUCCGAUUCUCCGCUUCUGGCCCGCGUGGAGAAGUUGUCCAUCAUUUAAUCGAAAGGGAUUCCGGAAGUCUUCUAUAAUCGAUUCGAGUUCUCGUAGUAUGCUCUUUGUUCAAUCGUUGGCUUUGAUCACCGUACAGCACCAGUUAACUUCUUCUUGUGAGCAUCCAAAUAAAGCAAAGCAGCUCUCCAAGCUA